AUGGCCACCAUUUUCUCACCUUCCGCCCUCCUCACCACCGCCACCACCGUCGCCGCCGCAUCCUCCUCCUCCACCUCCUCUCCCCACCUCCCUAUUCGAUCCACCACCAAACUACAAUUACCAAACUUAACCACCACCGCCUUAACUGCAACCGCAUUAGCAGCAGCCACCAUCAUAGCGACCACCAUCCCUCCCGCCCUAUCCGCUGAAUCCUACGCCACAUACUACGGCACCGCCGCGAGCGCCGCCAACUACGGCGGCUACGGUGGAAACUCCGACAAGAAAACCUCAGCCGAAUACAUCUACGACAUCCCACAAGGCUGGAAAGAGCGACUCGUAUCAAAAGUUGAGAAGGGAACCAAUGGAACCGAUAGCGAAUUCUACAACCCCAAAAAGAGAACCGAAAAAGAGUACCUGACUUUCCUCGGCGGACUCCGGCAAUUAGCCCCAAAAGAAGCAGUUCUGAACAAUUUGGCACUUUCCGAUGUCAAUUUGCAGGAUUUGAUCGCCGGAGCAGAUAGCGUUAGCUCUGAAGAGACAAAAGAUGAUAAAGGGCAGGUGUAUUAUGUGUAUGAGAUCGAUAGCCCUAGUGCACAUAGUUUGAUUUCAGUUACAUGUGCAAGGAACAAAUUGUAUGCACAUUUUGUAAUGGCCCCUGCAGCAGAGUGGAAAAAAGACCAAGAAACAUUGAAGCAUAUUCAUGAAUCUUUCAAGACUGUUGGAUAG
Messenger RNA from Lactuca virosa, 726 nucleotides. Lineage: Eukaryota; Viridiplantae; Streptophyta; Magnoliopsida; Asterales; Asteraceae. The record is from the annotation of a GenBank genome assembly.